GCCCGAGAAUACAGUACUUUUACCGUGCUCAACUUACAAUACCCUAACCCGGCGUCAAGUGCAACCUGACUUGCAAGUUUGACAGGCCGAGGCGCCAGACAAGGCCUCCUCAAUUCCAUCAUCCCUAUCGAGAUUCUUACUCGCCGUUCUCGCCCUUCCACCAAACCAUGACGGCGGUCAUGUCGCCCGGCUCGUCUCCUGCGACUUCGCCGCCCGCCAUCUCGUCUCCGGCCUCAAACGCGGCGCAUCCCGCCCUUCCACCCCUGAUCACUAGCUCGCCGCCGACCCGCAGGAGCAACCUGCCGCGCCCGAUGUCGCAAGCCUCCAAGAACCGCCUGUCGCAGUACUCGACGGCAAGCUCCGUCCCGUCGAGGUCGCGGCCCCCUUCCAGCAUGUUCCCAAUCUACCCGUCGAGCCUACCCUACACGCUUGUGCGAGACUUUGCAUACCCGCCGUCACAUCCCAUGCACUAUGGCCCGCCGCCCGAACCCUCGCGGCCGCCGUCGGGCAUGUUCUCCCUGGGGAGCGAGCAGCACAGCCUCUCCGACUUGCCGGCGUGGGAUACGGGGAGGGCGAGCUGGGACGACCACUCGUGGGCGAGCGGCGGCUUUUCCAACCGGCCGGCCGACCUGCCCGCGAUCCAAUUCGGCGACGGCCCGCCAUGGAGCGAGGACGAGGAUCUCCAGAGUCCCAUCGUCAGUUCGAGACACAGGAAGCACAAGAGUUCGUCGGGCGGCUCGUACGGGAGAGGCCGGGGCGGUCGCGACAGCCGCGCCGGCCCAGAGAAUGGCGGCCGCGAGGGGGGUUCCUACGAAGGCGCCAACAACGGCGGCGGCGGGGGGUACCGAGGCGCCGAGGGCAACGGACCCGGAGGUGACUAUGUCACAUACCCUGCCGACCAGGCCGGCCACGGCGGCGGCGGCGCAUAUCAGCUGGCGGGCCAGCAGCCGCGCGAGUUUGGCGAGGCGGGCGACUUCGGCUCGGACGAUUCCAGCACUUGCUCGUCCCCGGGCUACCACACGAACGAGUCUCGCUACUCCCGCGACUACCAGUUUACCAUCACGUCACCGGACGAAGAGAUGCACGGCAAGGCCGUCGCGCUGUUCGACUUUGAACGGGAGAACGAGAGCGAGCUGCCGCUGGUGGAAGGCCAGAUCAUCUGGGUCUCGUACCGGUACGGCCAAGGCUGGCUGGUUGCUGAGGACCCCAAGACCCAAGAGAGCGGGCUUGUGCCCGAGGAAUACGUCCGCCUGCUGCGCGAUAUCGAGGGCGGCCUGACGAGUCUGACAGGCAACCUGAACAUAGGAGACGCGAGCCCGGCCAGCCCCGGCAACGACGCGAGCGCGGGCACGCCCACGCAGGCAGACCCCUCGGCCGCGCAGCUUCCCCAGUCGUCCGCGGCGACUACGGCGAGCGGGUCAUCGGCGGCGACAAGCAAUACGGGGUCGACCGCCACCAACACGACCACCAACGGCUAUCACCAGCCGAUCGUCUCCACAUUCUCGACGUCGAGCAAGGACCUCGACCCGUACCCGCAACACCUGCUGGGCACCCAGGCCGGCCAGCCCCCACCGCAGGUGGUUCACUAUCACGGCCAGCGCGGCGGCAGCCAGGCCAACACCCCGACGCUGACGGUCCAUCAAGGGUUCGGGUCCCGCCGGGCCAGUCAGGACACGGCAUCUACCUCGGCCGCAAGCGGGGCAAAGAAGGGCGAGGCAUCGGUUGGCGGCCUGGAGACGCUGCCGGAUGCGAAGUUGGAAACGUCAGAGUCCGGGGCGGGAUUGCCCAAGAAGAGGGAGUCAAGGUGACAAGAUAAACACUGCGGGAGGAGGGGAGGAGGCAAAUACGGGGUGGUCGCGAACAUUUGGUCAUUUUGUAGGAGCAAGGAUUAACACUCAAGAGGCAUGUUCAGCGAGGCAUACUUUUUUUUUAUUGUAGGUUACAUACCAAACGGGA
Molecule: messenger RNA, 1956 nt
Organism: Thermothelomyces thermophilus ATCC 42464
Lineage: Eukaryota; Fungi; Ascomycota; Sordariomycetes; Sordariales; Chaetomiaceae
Exons: 2
Coding region: 168-1808 (546 amino acids)
Molecular function (GO): protein binding
Source: RefSeq, a predicted model, not a curated record